GGCAUCGCCGUGCCCGUACCCCCGCACAGCACGAGCACACAAGGGAGACGAGAUGGCCGCUAAAGACUGCGUGAAGGUGGCAGUUAGGGUCAGGCCUUUCAACAAGAGGGAAAGAGAUGCAGGAAGCCGCUGUGUGGUAUCCAUGAGCGCGAACACCAUCACCAUACAGGACCCUCGCAACCCGCAAGCGCGUCGCACCUUCACCUUCGACUACGCGUUCUGGUCCCACAGCGGCUACCUCAAGAACAGGGAUGGCCUGUUUGUCGCUGAGGAGCCAGGCGGACGCUAUGCUGACCAGGGGAGUGUGUUCAGUGACCUAGGGCAGGGCAUCCUGGAGAACACUUUGCAGGGCUACAAUGCCACCCUCCUGGCGUACGGGCAGACAGGCUCGGGGAAGAGCUACUCCAUGGUCGGGUACGGCCCUAAUAAGGGCCUGGUGCCUACGCUGUGUGAGAGGCUCUUUCAGGCUGUGAAGGCGGCUAACCAGGAGAGCUGUCAGUGCCAGGUGUUCUUCAGCAUGCUGGAGAUUUAUAAUGAGCAGGUGAUCGACCUGCUCUCUAAGGGCGGCCGCUCCCCGGGGGGGCUGCGCGUGCGAGAGGACCAGCAGAGGGGCUUCUACGUGGAGGGGCUGCGGCGCGUGCCGUGUGACAGCGCCGCCCAGGUGGAGCAGCUGAUGGAGCAGGGGACCCGCACCCGCACCACCGCCGCCACCCACAUGAACGCCAACAGCAGCCGUUCACACAUGCUCAUCAUCGCUCAGCUCAAGCAGAUUUUCACCAAGGAGAACAUCACCAAGCAGUCCAACAUCAACCUGGUGGACCUGGCGGGCAGCGAGCGGCAGCGGUGUUCCGGGCUGGAGGCGGACCGGCUGAAGGAGGGCACGGCCAUCAACGUCAGCCUCACCACACUGGGCAACGUCAUCAGUUCUCUGGCGGAGGCUGCCCUGGGCAAGAAGGCGGUGCACAUCCCCUACAGAGACUCUGUGCUCACCAAACUACUGCAGUCUGCACUGGGGGGCAACAGCCGCACUGUCAUGAUUGCAACCCUGAGUCCGUCAGAUAUCUGCUAUGAGGAGUCUCUCUCUACCCUUCGAUAUGCAGAAAGGGCGAAGCGUAUCCAGAAUAAGGCGGUGGUGAACGAGAGCCCCACUGAGCGUCUGGUGAAGGAGCUGAAGGCGGAGAACUCCAAACUAGUGCUGCGGCUCAGCCGACUGGGUCACGAGGGACGCAAGGCAGAGGAGGAGACCAAGGAGCUUCGCAGGCUCCUGACCCAUAACGAGAUGCAGAUCAAAGCUAUCCAGACACUGUGGGAACAGCACCUCCAGGAGGCUCUAAAGGACUGGGAGAUGCAGUAUGCCACCAUCACACAGGAACGGCGGAUGAUGCAGAUGCACCCCUACAUGCUGAACAUCAACGAGGACCCGCAGCUCUCCGGCGUGGUCAAGCUCUUCAUACAGGAGGGUGAUUGGGACGUGGGGCUCUCAGAGGGCACAACUAGAGCCGUCGCUAUCAAGGGCUUAGGUAUUCAGGAGAGACACGCUGUCUUCACCAAUGAGGAUCGUAGGGUGUCCGUGACCCCCGUGGCAGGGGCAAAGGUCACAGUGAAUGGCCUGCCCAUCACAUACCGCACUGAGCUGCAGCACCUGGACCGGCUCAUCCUGGGGUCCAGCAGCACCUACCUGUUCAUUGGCUGCCCCUGUGAGCGCGGCGCGGACGACUGGAGUCGCUAUGACUACGACUACUUCCAGUCAGAGCUGGCGGCCGCUGAGGGCAUCCACAUUCUCACACUGUGCGACGACCAGACAGACCCCAGCUUACUGGCGGUGUUCUACGACUACAUCAAACUCAUCCCCAUGGUGACCGAGGCCAACCAGAUGAGCCAGGAGCUCAGCAAGGGGGUUGAUUUCAAGCUGGAGAUUAAGAACCUGGCCAUGUCCGACUGUCGAGGCCGUGAUCUGGAGAAGGACAUCGCUGUCCGGGUCACAUCUGUGGAAAACAAGCAGGUGUGGAUGUGGUCGAAGGCGAAGUUCAUCAACCGUAAGUUCCUGAUGGAGGAGGUGUACCAGCAGCAGCAGGUGGCGAGCGCGGGCGGGGGGGAAGGGGCCGAGUCCUCGCCCCCGCCGCUGCCCAGGGACCGAGACCCGUUCUGGGACCCGCUGGAGCCGCUGCACCUGGGCAGCGCCCACCUGUGGCUGCAGUCGCUGGCCUUCCGCAUCCCCCUGGAGGAGCAGGUGGAGGUGCUGGGCCCAGAGGGCACGGAGGAGGCCAUCCUGCAGGCCCAGCUGCUGCCCUGCAACCCCGCGGGACUGCCUCUAGGAGAGGAGGACAUCCUGAUCGACCCCACAGAGCUUCUGGGCAAGAGGCUGGACUUUCAGCUCCUCCUGGAGCAGUGCUGUGGCCUACGGUGGCUCAAAGAGGCCAAGAACAGAGGAGUGCAGAUUGGCUUCCGUGUGUAUGAGUGUCCUCAGAGCUUCUACAGCCCUGCGGUGUGGCAUAAUGUCAACCCCCUGCUGGAGCACAGGGUCCACCUCACGGCCAUGCGCACCUCCCAGGACUUACUCAACUACCUGCAGAGCAGCGCACUGGUGCUGGAGCUGUGGGGGUUACAGGAGGGCUGUGCUGAUAUGGUGUCCUCCAUGACUGGACUGAGGAUGACUCCAGAGGGAAGCUUCAUCAUCGACAAGGCCAGCGCACCAGACCCCUCUAUGCUGGAGUACCCUGCCUCGGCCUCGGACCUGAGGUCAUCUCUGAGGGCGCUUCACCAGGACAUGGAACAGCUGAGGAGUGCAAACGCCACACUGAGGAAAGACAACAGCUCACUGAGAGAACAGCUCAACAGAGGGACGGAGGGUAACCGUGGGAGAGCGGAGGGGCGUGGCGGCCUGCGGCCCAGCUGUGAUGCGGAUCUGGCCCGAGCCCUGAAGGUGUUCUACCACAGCAUGACCUCAGUCAGGGCCCAGCUCCAGAGACUACGCCGACACAGACCCAGCGAGGAGGCCGACCUGCUGGGCCUGAGGCUGUUUGUGGACGAUCAGUCUCGUCUGCUGCGGGACUUCGGGGAGCAGCUGGAGCAGAGCGUCACGGCCCUCAAACAGGAAGUGGCCGCCGUCGUCCGCCGCAAGAGGGAGCGGUCCGGCACCUGGUAG
Clupea harengus (Atlantic herring) is the source of this 3145-nucleotide messenger RNA. It is a transcript of the gene kif28, whose product is annotated as kinesin family member 28. The transcript is spliced from 23 exons. Gene Ontology annotation, molecular function: nucleic acid binding; microtubule motor activity; microtubule binding. NCBI's taxonomy places the organism in Eukaryota, Metazoa, Chordata, Actinopteri, Clupeiformes, Clupeidae. Gene Ontology annotation, biological process: microtubule-based movement. The record is from RefSeq and is a predicted model, not a curated record. The coding region runs from base 53 to 3145 and encodes 1030 amino acids.